This is a messenger RNA of Bombus pascuorum, 2262 nucleotides long. RefSeq names its product GRIP and coiled-coil domain-containing protein-like. The coding region runs from base 1126 to 2148 and encodes 340 amino acids. The transcript is spliced from 6 exons. NCBI's taxonomy places the organism in Eukaryota, Metazoa, Arthropoda, Insecta, Hymenoptera, Apidae. The record is from RefSeq and is a predicted model, not a curated record.
AUAAAAAAAUAAGACAAUCUAUAUGCAAAACGAAUGCCCAAUAGUUUCAUGUGUAUCAUUUAUUACAUUACCUAUUUAAAUGUCAGUAAUUUAAAUUCUACAAAAAAGAUAUAAAUUAAUAUUAUGAUAAAUAUUUCUAAAGUGUUAAUUAAAACUUGGAAUGUACAAUAUUUCAACGCGACUUGAUGCCUUGAAUAGACAGCUCUUAAUUAUUUCUAAAUUGCAAAAAAUGGAUGGAGAAUGUAGUGUGUAUCCCACAACAACAUGUAAAAAAGUAAAUAUAACAUAAAACAUAAAUUGAUCCAGGAAAAUAAUAAUGUACGAAAAAUUAUAUUUUAUACAGUGUAAUGUAUACAAUAACAUUGCUAAAUAUUGUCACUGUGCCCACAAAAUUUUGUCUUUAAAAGACCAAUGCAAUAGGUUCGACUGCACUGAAGAUUGCAUAUCACAUGAUAGUAUUAAAAAGAGAAUACCGUGUAAUGUUAUAACAUGCAAAACACGCAAAAAAUUAUGUUUUUAUAAGAAGAUUCCCUCAACUGAAGUUCAUACAGAUUUGAAGGAUGAAGUUAAUAUAAUGAAUGAUGCAAUUGGUAAAGAGUUGAAAGAACCGGAGAAACAAAGUAAAUCUGAUCAAGUAGACUUAACUUCACAAUUUUAUAAAAUGUGUACUCAAGACAAAAUAAUUGAUACAUACGAAGAGAAAAGCGAGCAAACCAUUCCAACAAAAGAUAAUAUUCAUACUGAAUUAAAUAUAAAUAGUUUGGGCACAAAUUAUGUGCAGGAUGAAGCAGUAAAGCAGGAAACAUUUCAAAUAGAAAUAGAUGAAAACAUUUCAAAUGAAUUAGGAAAAAUUGAUUCCAUUAUAGAAGAUAUUUGUGCAAAAGACAAGAAAAUUUUCGAAAGAAUUCAAAAGGUUUUAUUAAAAAUAAUAACUUUUUGUCCCUUUAAAUUCAUAUAAUACGUAAUUUAUAGGAUCUUUUAACUGAAAAAAAACGCACUAAAGAACUUGAAAAAAGAUUGAAAUCUUUAACUUGUAGCCUAAAUUGUUUGAAAGAAGGUAGUGAACAAAGGGCAGCUUGUUUAAAAGAUGUAUUAGUAACAGCUGAAGAACAAAGAAAUGUUGCGAUGGGCUUAGUGAAACAAUCAAAAAAUCAAGCAGAUUUAGUCAAAACAGAUAGGGAUGAAUUAUUAAAUGAGAUUUCAAAAUUACAACAACAGAUAAUCGAAGUUGCACAUAAGAAUACAGAUCUGUUGCAAGAACGUGACAAUUUAAAGAGCAAAUUACAAUCUUUAUCAGAGGAUGAAUCUAAAAGGUGUGAGGAGGUUAAAAAAGAAGUGAAGAGAAUGAAACAUGCUGUAAAAGAAAAAGAAAAUGCUUUAAAUAGAGAGAGAGCAGAAUUUAUGGAUAUGAUUUUAGAACUUACGAACGUAAUUAAUAUACAAAAGAGACGAAUAUGUGAAGUAAGUGGUAUAUGUAAUAGUCAACUACAUAGCAUACAUGAAAGAAAUGAAGAAUUAUCUCAAAAGAAUAUCGAGAUAUCGGAGAUGAAAAAUAUGUUACAAUCAAGUAACUCUACUUUUAAAGAAAUGGAGGAGAAAAUAGAUCAUUUGCAAUAUUGUUUAUGCAAAGAAACAACGACUUGUAACCAGCUGAAACAAGAAUUAGAAACUUUCAAGGAAAAUCAUUUAUCUGAAUUGAGAAUAAAAGACAAAAUUAUAGAGGAACAAAAUAAAACAAUUUCAAAACAAAAGAAGUUAUUACAUGACAGUGAAGUGAUGGUCCAGCAAGUUGCUUCCGAAUUUAAUGAGCUUAAAGAUGAAUUACACAAAGAAAGAGAAAAAAAUGAAUCUUUCCAAAUAACAUUGAAUGAGAAUGAUACCAAAUUAAGCAAGGUAUAUUUAUCGCAAUGUGAAAAAUGUAGAACACUUAUAGUUGAAAUAGAUUAUUUAAAAAAAGAGAAACAGAAGGCAAUAGCAUUUGCAAAAUUUGCUUAUCAAAAGUUGCAUCAAUCUAUGAAAGAAUAUAAAAAGAGACUCAUUUGUGAAAAACAGCAACACAGGUACAUGGCAUUGAUUAUUGAGGAAAGAGAACAUGAGAUAGGAUGUUUGAAGAAUCAAAUUUGUCAGAAUAACAUGAGAAUUAUUUAAAAAAUAAAUAACUAUGUAGUAUGCAGACAAUUAAAUUUAGUUGUAAUUGUUUAUGUGAUUAUGAAGUUUUUUAAUAUACUCAAUAGAAUUAUAUAUGAAUAAAUAUUCACUAAU